Messenger RNA from Cornus florida, 1067 nucleotides. RefSeq lists its product as uncharacterized. Lineage: Eukaryota; Viridiplantae; Streptophyta; Magnoliopsida; Cornales; Cornaceae. The record is from RefSeq and is a predicted model, not a curated record. Bases 386 to 730 code for a protein of 114 amino acids. The transcript is spliced from 4 exons.
ACCCCAACCACAGGUAGAAUUUUACAGAAACUUGAAUGACACCCGAUGACACCAGAAAGAAAGAGUGGACUCUCCGCCGGCGAUCCCAUUACUCUCUCUCUCUCUUUAGAUUCUCUCUCUAAAACUCCGGAAGGAAGCUUCUCAUACUCCGAACGACUAGCUAUAUUUAUAAUGUUUAUAUAGCUAAAACAGCUGUAUUGUAGUAUAUAUAUAUAUAUGAAUAUAUAGAGUGUGUGUUCUAAGCACGAAAAAGGGUAUUCAAAGCGAACCAAAUCCUCACAUCGUAGCUUCUAAUAUUCUCAAUCAAUCGUCUCGAUCUUCCGAUCAAAUCUAACUGCAGUCACUGGAGACGUAAUCGCCACAAAGUGCCUAAUUGCGUGACAGUAUGGGUUGUACGGGAUCUUCACUUGCCAAAGGAGAUGAAAAUUCUAAGAAAUUACGAAAACCAAAGCAUUGGAAGCAUUCUGAACCAAUAACAAGGACACAACUCAGACAGAUGCGCGAUGAGUUCUGGGACACUGCUCCACACUAUGGUGGCCAAAAAGAAAUUUGGGAUGCACUCCGAGCUGCUGUUGAGGCUGAUUUAACCCUUGCACAAGCAAUUGUGGAGAGUGCUGGCAUAAUUGUUCAAAUUCCUGACAUGACGAUUUGCUACGAUGAGAGAGGUGCAAAAUAUGAGUUACCCAAGUACGUCUUGAGCGAGCCGACUAAUUUGAUCCAUGACAGUUGACAAUGAAAAGAUGGCAGUAGACAGUGCUUUAUUGAGACUGUAAAUCAUGUAAAUUUGCUUCACUGUCCUUUUCUCCAAAAUGCAACUAGUCGUUCUGCUUGAUACUCAUCUUUUGUUUAUUCAUUUCCAAAUGUUCAUGCCAGGUUUUUGUAAUUUAAUAAAGAACUGCUACUUCUUAUCUGGUGGAUAUUUGGGAUAUCAUCCAACUGGAAUUUGUAGCAUAAUGUUUCUUGUCAAUGAAUAUACUGUAGUUGUGUAUUCCAAUAGUAGUGCUUUAUUCAUUUGUGCCAAAGGAACAAGUCAAACAUUCUUAAUAUUAUUUGCGCAUUUCGGUUUA